UACUAUUAUUACAUGUUACUAUUACAUGUACAUGUACAUGCAAUAGCACACAGAGAAGGUUACAUUAGACGUUGAUAAAGUCAGUCCGAUACCUGUCAAAUUUUGAGGAAAAGUUGCAGUUUAGCACACUUAAGGACGAGGAUAUAUACUGCAGCGGCUGACUUUGUAUUAAGAUGUCAGAACAAUUGGAGAAGCAACUCAUGAAGACCAGACGCAGGAGUAAGACAUGCAUUCCCACUGAGUGCAAGGAUGAUCGCUAUUGGGAAAAACGCAAACGCAACAAUGAAGCAGCUCGGAAAUCCCGUGAAAUAAAACGAAACAUGGAUUUGAGUAUCAAAGGAAGAAACGCAGCACUCGAUCGAGAAAAUCUAAUGCUGAAACAAGAACUUAACGCAAUUAAAGCAAAGUAUGGUCUACCGAUAAACAAGAACUUCAUAACAGGGAAGGAAUACCAGCCAAGCUCGGAGCGACGGUUUUCUGAGGACGAACGAGAACAUGCCAGUGGAUCGCCUAUGUAUAAGCACAUGAAACAUGAAGAUCAACAAAUGCAUGAAAUGAACGACCAUAUGCACCCAGAAGAGCCGCAUAUGAUGUCUAGGAAUAAUCACGGUGCUAGAAUUCAUAAUAACGCUAAUAAUAGGCUAAUUGAUUCCAGCGUCAGUCCUGGUCAACAUAGGUCAUUGCUCGCUGGCGACCAAGGAUUCGUGAACUAUAUGAUGCAGCCUAAUGAACCUUACUGGGAUCAUAAUCAAGGAACCAAUCAUUGUCCAGACAGCACGGAGCAAUCCGACGUACCUUACCAGGAAGCCAGGCAUAACACAUUACCUCAAAGUUUGCCCGACCAACCAACGUACGCUUAUAGAUACAACCAAAACAGCUCGCAAUAUGGACGACAUCUAGAUCUGCUACCUACGGAUCUGUCAAAGGGUGAACCUAGAGACUUGCAUAACCAUACCGAAAUGAAUGGUGUUCAAAAGCGUUUUCAUCAGGAACAAUCAACAAACGAUCAUUUCAGACCAUCGCAAAGGAUGGAUCGCAUUUAUGAUGGCAUUGAUAGGACAGGAGACAAUCAGUUAAACAAUAGGCAAGAAGCAGUAGCCGACACGAGUCCUAUGAAGAAAACAUAUAAUGUAAAGAAUGAGACAACUCAUAACAAGGACAAUCCCGAAGAGACCAUCGAGCUCAGGGAGCAACUACAACACCUCACGCAGGAAGUUGCCCGGAUGAAGGACUAUAUGAGAGUUCCGUUGAGAAACAACUCGGAGCAUAAAUGAAACAUACUUUUUGAAAUGUUAAAGACAGCGUAGAUGUGCUAUUUGUGAGGAAUAACUGAUGCCUUGCUUAUUUUUUGUAAUCUGUUUUGUGUAGCAUAGUUAGAAAUGCACUGUCAUUGUUUAGCCUAAAACGUUUACUACUAAUCUAUAUAGUAUAAUAUCUAUAAUAUAAUAUUAUAUAAUGUUUGUUUACGACAAUGAAUAAAAA
Owenia fusiformis is the source of this 1482-nucleotide messenger RNA. NCBI's taxonomy places the organism in Eukaryota, Metazoa, Annelida, Polychaeta, Sabellida, Oweniidae. The record is from the annotation of a GenBank genome assembly.